UCUGGAAAACUCAGAUGCGCCUCAGCGGGCGGUUUCGCGUAGCAUCCUCCUCCAUCCUCCACCUUCUCCUCGUCUUUGAGUACCUGCAUGUCAGGAUGGCAACUUCAAAUCUGGAGAACCAGUUGCACAGUGCCCAGAAGAACCUACUGUUUCUCCAGCGAGAACAUGCGAACACACUAAAAGGUCUGCAUGCUGAGAUUCGUCGCCUGCAGCAGCACUGCACAGAUUUAACAUAUGAGUUGACUGUAAAGAGUUCAGACUUGACAGGAAAUGGUAGUUCAAGAAGCGAUGAGCUUAAAAGGAAGUGUGAAGAACUUGAAGCUCAGCUGAAAGUCAAAGAGGCUGAAAAUAAUGAGUUAUUGAAAGAACUUGAACAAAAAAAUGCAAUGAUAAUGGUGCUGGAAAACACUAUUAAAGAAAGAGAAAAGAAGUAUUUAGAAGAGUUAAAAAUGAAAAGCCAUAAGCUAAAUAUGCUGUCGAGUGAACUAGAGCAGAGAGCAAGUACCAUUGCUUAUUUAACUUCUCAACUACAUGCUACCAAGAAGAAGCUGAUGAGUUCAAGUGGGACUUCAGAGGGGACCCCUUCUGGCAGUCCAGUGUUGUCCAACUACAAACCAGCCCCUCCCAAAGAUAAACUGCCUGAGACUCCACGGCGCAGAAUGAAGAAGAGCCUGUCAACACCGCUCAACCCCGAGUUUGAAGAGGCCUACAGAAUAGGCUCAGAUAGCCGGAAGCUGCUCUUAAGAGAGCCUGUGGAUGCCAUGCCUGAUCCCACUCCAUUUUUAUUGGCCAGGGAAACUGCAGAAGUACAUCUUAUUAAAGAGAGGCCAUUAGUUAUUCCACCUAUUGCUUCAGACCGUGCAGCUGGUGAAUCGCACAGUCCAGCCCGAGAGAAGCCACACAAGGCCCACAUUGGGGUGGCACAUCGCAUUCACCACGUCGCACCGUCCCAGCCUCAGCCAGAGGUGGAAACACUGGCCGUGGAUCAGGUCAAUGCAAGCAAAGUGGUCAGAAAGCACUCAGGGACAGACAGAACUGUUUGAGUAAAAUCAUUGAUGAAAUGCUCUAUUCUGUUGCUGUUUAUGCACUGUGAUCCUAUAGGAUAAUAGCACCUGCAGUAAAGUUUCUUUUGAUGCCCUAUGCAUGCCAAACUUCUUCCAGAUCCAGCACUAAUAGAUUAUUCUCCUCUAAUGAAACCCAGUAUGACUGUGUUCAUAUGGCAAGGUAUAUAACUACUAAAUGCUGUGGCCAAAUCAGGGGUACCUGACUGCUUGCUUCUGAGCACUGCUCCAUUUAUUGUAACGACACGUGUGGACAAAGGCACAGGCUGCAGUUUGCAUUAUUA
Molecule: messenger RNA, 1345 nt
Organism: Struthio camelus australis
Lineage: Eukaryota; Metazoa; Chordata; Aves; Struthioniformes; Struthionidae
Gene: CCDC92
Product: coiled-coil domain containing 92
Cellular component (GO): centriole
Source: RefSeq, a predicted model, not a curated record